Messenger RNA from Mesocestoides corti, 321 nucleotides. Lineage: Eukaryota; Metazoa; Platyhelminthes; Cestoda; Cyclophyllidea; Mesocestoididae. The record is from the annotation of a GenBank genome assembly.
AUGAUAGGAUCAGGACCGACCCGCUUCAGCGACCGCUACCCCUGGAAGCAGUAUCGAGACACCCAUUUACACACCGAAACCGCUAUUCGUCACUUGGAGUUUUCUCAAGGCGUUUGCGACGAGAUCAGCGCAACAGACCCAGGCCACCCCGACGAAUGGGACGAGCUCACUCACCUAGCCUCCGAAAAUGGAGAGAGCCAGUUUGUUUUCCAGCUAUUACAGCUGACCGGAGGCUACAUGGGCGACCCAGGCCUCUGGACAUUUGGAAGGGUGCAAAGCGCCGCCCCUGCAUCUAUUAUUGUCACUGUGCCAGUGUCAUAA